Encephalitozoon romaleae SJ-2008 is the source of this 891-nucleotide messenger RNA. Its product is annotated as small RNA-binding pol III transcript stabilizing-like protein. The record is from RefSeq and is a predicted model, not a curated record. The coding region runs from base 1 to 891 and encodes 296 amino acids. Gene Ontology annotation, biological process: RNA processing. Lineage: Eukaryota; Fungi; Microsporidia; Unikaryonidae. Gene Ontology annotation, cellular component: nucleus; ribonucleoprotein complex. Gene Ontology annotation, molecular function: RNA binding. The transcript has a single exon.
AUGGCAAGUGAGAAGCUCGAGAAGAUCAGAUCCCAGGUUGAGUUUUACUUCAGUGAUGCAAACUUCCGAGUCGACAAGUUUCUUAGGGAACAGUCUUUGGUGAACGAUGGAUAUAUUCCCAUAAAGACGAUUGUCUCGUUUAACAGGCUUAGGAGCCUUGAAGCAACGGUUGAGGAUGUCAAGGAAGCACUUAAGGAUAGUAAGGUAGUUGAGGUUAAGGAUGAGAUGGUAAAGAAGAUUGAGACUGAGGAGUAUCUAUCAUAUGUCAUGGAAAAGGACAUAAGCAAAAGGGUGAUCUACAUCGAUGGGUUUCCCAAGGAUAUGAUGCUUGAAGAUGUAAAGGAUACACUAUCUCCAUUUAUCACACCGGUCCUGAUUAGGAUGAGAAGGGACAAGGGGAAGAACUUUAGCGGAAGUAUAUUCGCAGAGAUGAAGUCUGAGGAGGAAGCCCAAAAGGCUCUGUCUGAGAAGAUUCCUGCAAAGAAACAAAGUGAUGACGAGGAGAAGGCUAAGAAGCAGAAGAGUGAAGAGAAGUAUCUUGUGAUAAUGACGAAGGAAGAAUAUCUCAAGGAGAAGGAGAAGAUGUCUGCAGAAAAGAAAGAAAAGGAGGCGAGGGAAGCUCUUGAGAAAGAGUUUGUACCAAAGUUAUUUAGAUACGAGUCUGACAGCGAUCUUGACAUCAAGGCAGUAAAGAGUUUGGUUAAGAACAGUGCCUUUGUGGAUACUAAGGAGAAAGUGGUAAGGAUGAAGCAUGCAGAAGAUUUCAAAGAAAAAAAGUUCGAGAAUGAAGGAAGAAGUUUGACGCUUAUUAAGAUGGAGGAGGGUGAAGCUCUUGAGUAUUGUAAGAAUAUCAAGGUUACACCCAAGAAGCCAAAGUCCGCUAAAAAAUAA